Messenger RNA from Python bivittatus (Burmese python), 3405 nucleotides. Lineage: Eukaryota; Metazoa; Chordata; Lepidosauria; Squamata; Pythonidae. The record is from RefSeq and is a predicted model, not a curated record.
GUUUUCCAUUUGAAUCCACGCCACACAUUUAUGGCGAUUCUGAGCGUCAGGGCAGAUUUCUGCCGGGCCCAGCACAGCAUCCUGGCUGAGAAGUGAGCUGGAGGCCGGGGUCCCACGUGCGGUAACUAAACUUGGCCUUGAAGACUCAACACACUGAGACGUAAGCCUCAAAUAUAUGGGGUUAUCUUCUGCACAUUGGAAACCUCUUCCUCUUAGUGACACUAGAGAAGCAAAGCCUGGCUGAGCCCCAUUGGGGAGAAGACUUGUCCUGACAUUUUCUUUGUGCCUCACCAGUGCCUAAAUGUAGUCAAGGCUGCCUAUUUUUUGCAUGUAGUAGAAACCUGCAAAAUCUGAAGGAGUGCCACCUGCAGUGAUUGAGGCUGAAGUUGAAUUCCAGCAGAUGCUCAAGUAAGCCAGUAUUUCUUAAAGUGAAAAGUUAUUUUGAAGAACAAACCAAGGAAAUAAGGAAAGAUCUCAUCAGUCCCCACUUUAGUGGUCUUUAAUGUUUUCUGCUGUGAAACAUUGCAAGAUUUGAUUUUUAAUUUUUGUUUUGUUAGUCCUCAUACACUUUUCUCCCUUCGCCAUUAUGAACCGUCCUGCUCCAGUGGAGAUUACUUAUGAGACUAUGCGCUUCCUGAUUACCCACAACCCAACCAAUGCAACCCUCACCAAAUUCACAGAGGAGCUGAAGAAAUACGGCGUGACAACCUUGGUGCGAGUCUGUGAUGCUACCUAUGAUAAAGCACCUGUUGAAAAAGAAGGAAUCCAAGUUCUGGACUGGCCGUUUGAUGAUGGAGCCCCACCCCCUGGUGAAAUUGUGGAGGACUGGCUCAACCUGUUGAAAACCAAGUUCCGUGAGGAGCCAGGCUGCUGUGUCGCUGUGCACUGCGUGGCAGGAUUGGGAAGAGCCCCAGUUCUGGUUGCCCUCGCGCUCAUUGAAUGUGGAAUGAAGUAUGAGGACGCUGUGCAGUUUAUAAGACAGAAGAGGAGAGGAGCAUUCAAUUCUAAACAGCUGCUCUAUCUUGAGAAAUACCGACCGAAGAUGCGAUUACGCUUUAGAGAUGCCAACGGGCACUGUAUCGUGCAGUAAGCCAAGUCCCUUUGUGACGUCUUGACACUAUCAUGGCUGUCUUUCUGGACUCGUGGAACCUGGAAAUGUAAUUCUAGAAUUGAGCGACAUCCUGACCGUCAUGGAGUCAGUGCUCCUCUGCCUUUGUCCUAAUGAUAAUGAUUGUGAUAAAAAAAUAAAAUUAAAAGAAAACAUUUCAGUGAAGGAUUGUCUUCUCAUGUUACAGUCUGAUCAUCUGCCAAGCAAUGGGAGUUUCCUUUCUGUAUUUUUAACUUUUUUGGAGGAGGAGAAAAAACCCUUAAUAAAUUGAUUUUAUGUUUUGAGGAACAGCGGCGUAUCAGGCUGUGCAGAACUUGUAAUUGUGGAGUAGGAUGGGGAGCCCUAAUUAGGUUCUAGCCUGAUUUUUUUUUUUUUUUUGGUUUAGUUUUAGAAAUGAAUUCUCUUUCAUUUUGUUGAAACCUGGAAGAUAGAAUUGGAGUUUCAUUUGGUACAUGUGAGUGAGCAGCAGCCUUAAACCCUGUGGGGUGCUCUUAGAAAUAGUGUGAUAUAUGUAUGUAUCUAAGUUUGCUGGUAACAGGUUGUUUGUACCAGUGAGGGAGAGGCAGCAUUAGUAAACCUCAUAUUCUGGGUUAAAGCCCUUAACCAGGUGGCGUCUGCAAGCAUCAUUCAGUGUACACCUAAACAGGCAUCUGGAAGAAGGCUGGGGCGUGAGCUCGUUUCAUAAUGCUGGAGGUUGUGAUUCAUUUAACAGGAAAGCUUCAUGCUCUUCUUAUGCAGAUGUCCAAAUUACAUGAUGGUAGGUAUUUCCAAUGUUGUCUUCAGUGCUGAGAUAUAUUGCUCAACAUUUGUCUACAGUGACCUGUAUCUAAAUGUUUUGAGUUAGACAUUAACUUCCUGCAGUUUAAGCAGAAAAAAAAUCUUCCAGCAAAGAAAGAGACUGGGAAUGUUUUUGAUGAAAACAGUUAAAACACCAACUAUCAUCCAAGUUGGAUGAAUAGGUGGCACGUUUCCUACCUGGAGAGUUCUCACCACUCUGCAAGGAAUACGGUUGAAUGAAGUCUUGUUCUCAUGCAGCUUUUCCAUCCAUUGGCAUCUCGAGCUCCCAAUGCCUCUGGGUAUUUUUUCCAGAACGGCCUCUUGUAGAGCUCACCUUAACCACUGAUUGCCUUGUUUAUAACUUUUCACCGGGUUCUUAAGGGAGACUUGCUGAUUACACACUGUCAAUGCCUCAUAUGUUUAUGUUGUCUUAGAGGAAAAUAGAGGGAACUGUGCUCUAUAUUUGAUUAGGAAAGGCAGGACGUUUUGCUUAUGAGUUUGUUCAUUUUAAGUGACUUCUCUGCCAAAUUGCUUCAAUUAAACUGAGUUGUUUGUCUUCCAACUCAGUUUUGCUUUUGAAGAUAUGUUUGCUGAAGAUUUUUAAUUUAUGUCCUUCAGUCUAGAGCAUCAGGCUCUCUCCUCUUCCUCCAGCUGCUGUCAGUGAACACAGACAAGGCCUUCCAGCUCUCCAAACAGGGUAUCUCAUGGUGUAUUGUGCUGAAUCACUUGACAUAGUCCUAUUAAACAUUUUGAAUCUAAAAUCAUUAAAGCUUCCUGACAAACUUGUGCUAAAGCUGGUUGCGAUGAUAUGCCACUCAGUCUAAAUAUGGGUGACUCGGAGCGCAAUCCUGUGCAUGUUGAUUCAGAAGUAAACUUCUUUAAAUUCAGUGGGAUUGACACCCAUGAAUGUUUGUAAGAUUGCAGUCUUGACCGGUUUCAGUUUGUAAAUCUAUAAGCCCCAAAUGUCAGAUUGCUUGAUAUUUUGUUUUUUCACAUUGUUGUUAAACAUACAAGUGUUCAGAGUGGCAUGUCUUGCAUUUGAGGAAGAUGAUGUUUAUCUGGAAGCAUAAUUCUAGGAAGAAAAAAUUAGACCUGUCUUCCUUGUUUCUUCGUUUCCUGCCCAUAAAAGUGCACAUCCUUGUAAUUAAUCUCAUUUCCUCAAAAAUGUUCUUUUGACAGAAAAGUAAUAGCUACAACAUAAUGUGUUGAAGCCGGAUAAAAAAAGUCCUAAAAUACUGCCCUAAGGCUGUAGAAUAAAUGGAUUUCUUUUCUUUUCUUUUCUUUUCCCUAUGUAUAGUUUUGUCUUCCCCUCUCCUUUCAGUUUCACUUUGUUGUAUUAUAGUAUAUUAGCUUGUAUUGCAAACCUAACAGAGCGGAUUAAGGGGGCGGUUCAGUAUACAGGGCUACACAUUCUGUCAUAGAAUAGAAAUGCUGGAGCUUCAACGUGAGCCGAGCUUAAUAGGCACAAUUUCUGGUUUAGCACUCGAAACAAAGUGCAAUAAAGUUCUUACUGUAAAGUC